CAAACCUGGAUUUGUCCUUUGUGUGGGUAUAACGGUUCAUACUGCCUCGAAGUGUUGCGUCGUGCGCCAGUUUGUUUUUUCUUUAUGGAGAUUAAAAACCUUACGCUCAACGUCCUUGGUGAAGAGUAUAACGGUUCAUACUGCCUCGAAGUGUUGCGGUCGACGCCUAACAUAGAAUUCGAUUCCGGGAUGCUUUUAGGAAUGAUUGUCGCAGGUAGUAUUGAUCACAAAUCUUUAAUGCCAAUAAAGAAAAAGAAUCUUAUUCGAUCACAAAGGUUUAGUCGAGAUAAAACAAGAGGUUUUUCAACAGUUCCUGCAUAUGAUAAAUUAAAGGACGUUGCUC
Molecule: messenger RNA, 343 nt
Organism: Funneliformis mosseae
Lineage: Eukaryota; Fungi; Glomeromycota; Glomeromycetes; Glomerales; Glomeraceae
Source: the annotation of a GenBank genome assembly